AUGCCACCAUCCAAGAAGAGAAAGACCAAGAAGGGAGCUGUUUCCUCUGACGAACCUGCUGCAGUCGAAGAGCCAGUUGUUGAACAAGUUGUAAAUGAUCAUGUUGUCUUAGUCACAGGAGGCACUGGUUUGGUAGGAAAAGCUAUAUUACAUGUCAUUGACAAUGAGAAAGAUCCACGAUUUGCAAGAAAAGACAACGAAAAUUGGGUCUUUCUCUCCUCAAAGGACGGAGAUUUGAGGAAUUAUGAAUCAGCAAAGGCCAUGUUUGAAAAGUAUAAACCGAACCAAGUCAUACAUCUGGCUGCUCGAGUUGGAGGCCUGUUUGCAAACAUGCACUACAAGGCCGAAUUCUAUCGAGAGAAUGCAAUGAUCAAUGAUAACAUUAUUCACUUGUGCUACGAGUUCAAGGUCAAAAAACUAGUGUCGUGUUUGUCAACAUGUAUUUUCCCUGACAAGACCACCUAUCCUAUCGACGAAACCAUGAUCCACAGUGGUCCUCCUCACGAAUCCAACUUUGGAUAUGCUUAUGCUAAGAGGAUGAUUGAUGUUAUCAACAAGGCUUACAACGAUCAAUAUGGAUGUCAGUUUACUUCAGUGAUUCCUACAAACAUCUUUGGUGAACAUGAUAACUUCAAUUUGGAAGAUUCUCAUGUUAUUCCUGGAUUGAUUCACAAGUGUUAUCUCGCCAAAAAAAACAAGACCAAGUUUGUCGUGUCAGGAAGUGGAACUCCUCUUCGACAAUUCAUUUACUCUCAUGACUUGGCACGGCUCUUUGUCUGGGUUUUGAGAGAAUACACCGAGAUUGAUCCCAUCAUUCUUUCUGUUGGUGAAGAGGAAGAAGUCACUAUCAAACAAGUAGCAGAUUCUAUUGUGAAAGCUGUUGGUUUCAAGGGUGAAUACACCUGGGACACGUCAAAAGCUGACGGACAAUACAAGAAGACAGCCAGUAACGAGAAAUUGCGCAAGUAUCUGCCAGAUUACAAGUUUGUGCCUUUUGAUGAUGCUUUGAAAGAUACCGUCAAAUGGUUUUUGAAGAACAUAGAUGCUGUUAGAAAAUAG
Messenger RNA from Synchytrium microbalum, 1059 nucleotides. Its product is annotated as GDP-L-fucose synthase. Bases 1 to 1059 code for a protein of 352 amino acids. Gene Ontology annotation, molecular function: GDP-L-fucose synthase activity. Gene Ontology annotation, biological process: nucleotide-sugar biosynthetic process. The record is from RefSeq and is a predicted model, not a curated record. Lineage: Eukaryota; Fungi; Chytridiomycota; Chytridiomycetes; Synchytriales; Synchytriaceae. The transcript has 7 exons.